UGGAAUGUUCGAAUGUUCGCUUCUAUCUCUUUCGAUUCGGCUUUCUUUCGUCGAGUCUUCCCAUAUCCCUCCAUUCAUUUAUUCCCUGCAACCCCCCGUUGUUGUCCGCUAGGGUAUGCAUGAGCUGUUGUGCCGAUCUUAACUUAUUCCCAUGCCAUCGCCUGUCAACCCGCCGCGUCCCUCCAACCGCGGGGGAGCCGCCAAAGUGUCGCCCACGAAAUCAAAAUCCCUCGAUAUCGGUCGGCCUUUGGGGAUCUACGAUACGAACUCCGUGCGAGAGAAGGUGCGCAAAUGGCAGCAGCAAGGCGGCGGGGUCAUCACCGCCACCGACGCAGUCUACUACGAGGACGAGGAGGAGAACAAUCCCGCCGCCGAAUCCAAGCCCAAACCGGCCAAUGAUAAACCUCCCGCCAGCUCCAAUGGUUCCGCAGUCUCCAGGAUGCGAAGUCAAAGCACUCCGCGAAAACGAGUAAUCAGCGACGAGCACUGGAAGCUGAACCGCAUGCCCACGCAGACCCAGGCUUCCAAGCUACCACCCCCCAAGCGCAUUUCCGAGUACACGACAAAUGAUGCAUUGCGGUCGCCACGCAAAGCGGGGAAGGACGAGGAUGGGGGGUCGCCGCCAACAUCGCGAAGUCGCGAACGCGACCGAUCGACGGACCUCGCGACGAGGGAGCGGAGGAAGUCCCGUGCGUCGCGGGAUGUGGAGACAAUACCUGAGAACCGGGCGGAAGAGGAGAUUGCGUCGUACAAUGGAUCCGCCAAAUCGACCUCGCUACCGUCGACGGAGAAAGGUCAUACUCGUGCGAAGUCUGAGCAGCCGCAGAGUACCAAGUACAAGGAUGCCCCGCCAGAUGACGACUCAGAAUGGGCGACGAGCGAGGCAGAUUUCUCAGAGCUGUCCAGACGCCGGGCAAGAGGUCCCAAUCCGGCACCGAAAGGUCCUUCCCCGAAAGGCCCUGGCCUCAAUGCCCUCAAGAGCCGUACGGCCGUGAAGCCACCUAAAGGGGGCAUCUUCGGGCAUAUGUUAGACGCAUCAAGAGAGAUCUUCGCCAAACCUGAGCCUCCUAAACCAGCGCCAGUCCGGGGCGCCAAAAUCCAAGCCUGGCUGUCUAACACCACCGAACCCUUCAUGGAAGGGAUCGAAUCGGAUGUGGAGAUUCCAGCGCCCCUGAAGAUGCGGUCUGGUAACAACAAAUCGACCACAAAAUCCGAGCAAUCCCACGCUAGCGAUGGGGAACACUCCAUGGAUAGUGACACGCCCCGCAAAGAUGCGGCUUCACGGCGAAGGAGGAGAGAUGGAAGCUCUCCGGCAAGCGACCGAGCCAAAUCGAUACAGGAAUCAGCUGCCAGCUCGGGAUCGCAAAGAGAUGGUAGUGCUUCCUCUUCGAAGAAAAAGCAAAAUGAAAGCACAGGCAGUCGUCCGUCCUCUAGAGGCAAAGAGCUCCCCAUCCGAGAGCGCCCCCAUGAUGUGAAGGAUGUGGUGUCUGAAGCUGGAACGCAGCCGCUAUCAGAAGGCUCGGAAGUGUCUGGCAACAAUGCGCCUGUACCGCUCGGGCGCACGAAACCAUUCCCUACCACCGGCGCACAUCCUCUAUCAACAAUCGCAUCUGUCGAGUCAAUGAGCAAAGGAGCUAAUUCGGCGGCGCCAUCGGUUCCGCAAGCACAGGAUUCACCAGCCCAGGCGAAGGAAGAAGAUGAAGAGCGGGACUCAUUUGACCCUAACUCACUCCCUGUAGUUUCGUCCCAGCUAAAACGACGACUUACUACCCAUGACGAUUUGAUCUCCGUGUUGUCCGCCCCUAAUAGCAGGAGCAGGAGCCUUCGCUCUGCGAGGAGCUUGAAGACGAAGAAUCGCGUGGUCUCCGAGACUAUUCCAGACAUACUCAAGGAGCUGUCUGCCGACGAAGCGAAGUAUAUGCGUGAGCUGAAGACUUUGGUCGGCGGUGUGAUUCCUGUCCUCCUGACUUGUGUGCUUUCACGGUCUGAUUCUGCAAUCGCAGCUGGUCUCUUCCGACCUUCCACCGAUCCCAAAGAUGAGGUGAAUUUCAGCAAGCCCAUUGUGGAUAUGGGUGUCGCCAUCGAGCGUUUGAAGACCUUGCACAAGCGGAUCCCCGAAGAUAGCGUAGAUGCGCUACUCAACUGGGCGCAGGGGGCGCAGAGGGUAUACCGCGAGUAUCUCAAGGCGUGGAGAUUGGGAUUCAAGGACGUUAUUGUGAAUCUGGCGCCCUUGGAGGAAGGAGAAGGGGGCGAUAACGCUGACACCAAGAGUUUGGAUGAGGGUAUGGCAAGAGACGAAAAUGGAGAUGUGGUGGAUAGUGAUGGCGAGAAGGUCGAUGUUGCCUACCUCUUGAAGCGACCUCUGGUACGCUUGAAAUACCUUGCCAAGACAUUUAAGGGGAUUAAGACGAUACAACCGUCCCCCAAAGCGGAGGAAAUUGCCUCGGCUUAUCAGACUUUGGUGACAGAAGCGCGCCGUCGUGCGAGGGAGGAGAGAGCCAGACUUGAAGAUGAAUCUGCCGCCACCAUCGAUGCGACGCGCGCGCGCGAUCCUGCAACGCUGGGUGCCUUGACCGAGGUUACCGUGGACAGGUCUCGACGAGUUCGAGCCCGCGAUUUCUUUAACCUAUCUCUUUACCAUUCCAGUGGGCAGGUGAUCGACUGUCGUGCAGAAUUCCUUUUGAGAGAUGCAUCCCCGCAAAACAAAAGCGAAGGUGACCUGCUUAUUUGUGAGAUCGAUCAUACGGAUCGCUGGCUACUAUUUCCUCCCAUACCGCUGGGAUGUGUCUCUGCUCGGAACGGGGAUGCCAAGGGGGAGAUUGUCGUCAUGUUGCGAAGUGCUCCGGGGCAAGAGAGAGCAUGGCAGGAGCUCCUCAUUCUCCAAAUUGACGAGGAGGAAAUCGGGAAUGAAUGGGUGCAGAUGCUGGGUUUGGUUCCUGUCCCACCGGCCAUCUGCCGUACCCAGAGCUUCAUCGACCGAGCGAAGCAACGGCAACGAGCACAGACAAUAUCCUCCUCGACUGAAGCUUCUCAGGCACAGAGAGCGCCUCCAAGUCCUACAAACGUCAACAUUCCGAUCGGAGAAAAGGCCGACAGUCGGGCUAAGCGUCGAUCUCUGACUCCUCGAGAUCAAUUCUCUGAUCCAAGCACUGUCGGUUCUUCAUGGGCCAACGAUUCAUAUACAUCAUUGCAUAGCGCAAUCACGCGAGAGUCGGAUUAUGCUACGGGAGACGGAGAGGGUGCUUCGAAGUCUUCGUCUCGAUCUCAGCCUAUUCUUCAUGCCAGAGAACCGCGCAAGAGCUUCACGAGCGAUGACAGACCUCACGGGCUCAAACGAUCCAAGGCCAAGAGGGUUUCGCGUUACGGUGAAAGUAGCCCAACCACUCCUACGGAGCCAACCCCAGACAAGGGGAAGGCCCGGGAACCCGAAGAAACCAAACGUCCCGAGGAAAGAAAGGCCAAAGAACAAGCUCCCCCUCAAAGGCCGUCUAUGCCUGAUAGAAGGCUGUCCUCCGUGCCAUCGAUGGACCUUCCCGUGAUCCCCAAGCUCCGAAGAGGCAGUAGUCAGACCUACAUCUCAGAGUCAUUUGCAUCCACGUCGGAUGACGAAUAUUCUGCCAUCGAGUCUGCCUACUUUACUGAGACCCCAACGAGGGACCAGGGUGGCUCUCGAGCGAAUUCCGACUCGGACCAGGAGGAACCUCCCGCACCACCACCGCAUUCACGCUCACCAAGUUCGACCGGCUCGAACCUUUCCAAUGCCCCGGUUUUAAGUCCAAGCAAUGUGCGCCUAAAGCGUCGCGGCUCUUCGCCUUUGAAGCAUGAAUACGAGCCGUCCACUGCUUCGGACUCUUACUCAGAUUCUGACACGUCAACUGUGCGGCGCUAUGACAUGCAGUCGGGGUCAGAAUACUCGGCAACGGACAGCUCCGACGACGAUACAGAAGAUGAACUCGCGUCUUUGCCAGCGCGCCAUCUUUCCAAGUCCCAUGCGCAGGAAUCCGUCAUGACCUCUGCCAGCAGCUCCUUGUCAUUGACGAAUGCAGCAUCCGAGGGCGGAUAUAGGUCUGUUCCGUCGCAGCCCGCCAAGUCGUCUGCUGCCAUCGCUGCCGUCUUUGCCUGGUCCGAUAAGGGCUGCUGGGAAAGUAUAUUCCCCGACGAAUGUAAGGUUAUCGUUAGCCCAGGGCUGAUCGAGGCGUACAAUAUGAGCGACGCUCCCAUGGGGAUGGAAGACGAGGCCACACUGAAGAAACUCCGCCCGCUUGUUGCGCUUGAGCUUACCCCCCUUGUUCCUAUCCGACGUGGUACAGCCAUCGACAUCAGCAUCCGCUCUCCACCCACCCAACGAUCCAAGAUCAACUGGAGUAAUAACAUCAUGUUCCGCUCGCGCAAUGCAGAUGAAUGCGAAGUUCUGUACGGGCUCAUCAACCACGCGCGCAUCAACAACCCCACCUACAUCGCUCUGCAGAACGCCAGAGGGCCGUAUGCCGACCAGCCCCUUCCAGAAGAAGCCCCCAGUCGAAGCGGCGGCCUCUUCGGUUGGCCGCGACGCAGGAGAAGCUAUCGUGCAUCCACCUCCCCACGAUCGCAGGCCGACAACUCCGACAGCAGCGUGGGCACCGUGAGCAGCGCCUUCUCGGCUCUCAAGCGCUUUGGCGCCGGAAGCAAGAUGUUCAACAUCUCCCGGUCCUCUCUGACAUCUCGUAAUGGCCAGAAAGAGGACAGUCUGUACUCCGAAUCUCUCGGCUCCAACGCAUCCCCGUCAUCCGGCAUCGGCCGCAUUGCAGCGGCCAUCAAGGGCGUCGACGGGAUCGGCCUGUCCAACGCCAAGAUCCGGCUCUACAUGCGCGAGACGCAGUCCAAAUGGCGCGACAUGGGAGCCGCCCGACUGACCAUCAUGCCGGCGCCCCCGGAGCCUCGCGACGCCAGCAGAAGCGAAUCCAACACAUUCUCCGAUGGCAUGGACGGCAGUCCCCCCGGAUCGGGCUCCGCUUCCCCGCGUCGCGCCACGGAACCAGAGAAACGCAUCCUCAUCCGCGGCAAGACCCGCGGCGAGGUGCUGCUGGAUGUCUGUCUGGGCGAGAGCUGCUUCGAGCGGGUCGCGCGGACCGGCAUCGCCGUCUCGGUCUGGGAGGAGACCGAGGGCGGCGCCAUGCCCAAGAAGGGCGGCGUCAUGGUGGGCUUCUCGCGGAUCUACAUGAUCCAGAUGAAGAGUGAGGCCGAAGCCGCGUACACGUUCGGACUAGUUGGGAAGUCCAAGUAUUAACCAGAGGUCUUUUUAGCCUUUGACGUUCGAUGUUUCCCCUCUCCCCUCCUUUUUUUUCCCUUCGUUCAUGAGAUCAAGAUACCUCAAGCCAGCUAUCUAUCUAUCUACUACCUUUCUAUUUACACUCAGUUUACGAAGAGCAUGUCCAGCGUGAUUUUUACCCCCAUGUUUUAACUUUGUCUCUGCCUACACUUGUUCCGUGUUGCUUUGCUUACUGCUAAAUAUCUUCUGCGCAUACCCAUACCCCAUUCGUACCCCAUCUGUUCAUAACUAUUACUUUCCACCGUACACAAGUCAAUGAGAUCAUAGUGUCUGUGUCUACGAACUACAAGA
Aspergillus homomorphus CBS 101889 is the source of this 5599-nucleotide messenger RNA. RefSeq lists its product as uncharacterized. Lineage: Eukaryota; Fungi; Ascomycota; Eurotiomycetes; Eurotiales; Aspergillaceae. The transcript has 2 exons. The record is from RefSeq and is a predicted model, not a curated record. The coding region runs from base 152 to 5266 and encodes 1704 amino acids. Gene Ontology annotation, cellular component: nucleus; site of double-strand break.